UUUUCUUAAAUGGCCAUACGUCUGCAGCGCAUUUAAAUUUCAUUUUGUAAAUUCAUGCUACAGACUCACAACUUAUUUUAAUAAAUGUAGUGUAGAAAUCAAUAAAUUAGGGAUCAAUUCAGUCGAUAAAGUUUGUAUUUUUGCACAGAUAAAAGGGUGAAUAAUUUUGUUGGUGAAUGUGUGUCUAUAAGUUUGUUUUUUGAUGUAUUGAAAAUAUACAUAGUGCAAAGCCCAAAAAGUGUGUGUAAUCAAUAAUUUUUGUUACUUCGUUUUUAUUAUUAUCAAAUCGAUUUGGACUGAAUUGAAAUAAAUGACAUUUCUUUUGAAAUUUUGCAAACGGUUGUGGAAGAAAUAAGAAAUAUAAACGUUUGUUGUUGGUGUUUAGUGUUUCGAAGUAUUUAUUUUCGUCUCAAUGAAUACGGACGAAUUGCUUGUGCAAUUGGAUUUCGAUGAAACCAAUGUGAAUCACCAAUCGCCCCAACAACAACAUCAACACAACAACUCAAUUGAGAAUACAAAACGAACACAUUUGCAACGACCUUUGUCGCCACCAAUAAAUACAUCCGAACCAAUUUUGUCGAUUGGUGAAUUUCUGUUACCAGAUAACGAUAAACCAAAUGAUGCCCUCAAUACACAGCAUCAACAUCACCACAGGCGUGCAUUUAGCGAUGACAAUGCAUUGGUGACAGUGACACAAACGAUAGAACAACCACAUUCCAAUUUAAAAACACAACUAACCGAAAAUCACAGCUUAAUUAAUAUAUCGAGAUCUCCAUCGCUGGCGGCAACAGCAGACGACGACGACGACGACGACGACUACGAUCGAAUUGGUCAUUUGGAGCCAACAACUCAAGUUAUCACAACGAACGGCGAAGGACCCAGCCAAAUUCAUCAUAUCGACGAUACCGUUGAAGUAAGCCUGUUAGCUGAUUUAAGUAUGGAUAGCCGAGAAUCACAACCAUUAUUGGGCAUUGGACGUGAUACACAUGAUUUUGUCUACAAUAAUUUUCCAGAUGAUCCGCAAUUCAAUGAGCUGGUUUCACAAGCCGAGAUGGCGAUUGAGCACGGCAUUUAUCCGGAGCGUAUCUACCAAGGUAGCAGCGGAUCAUAUUUCGUGAAAAAUACAGCCGGGAAAGUUAUUGCCGUGUUUAAGCCCAAAGAUGAAGAACCAUACGGUCGAUUGAAUCCCAAAUGGAUGAAAUGGAUGCAUAAGCUGUGUUGCCCAUGUUGUUUUGGACGUUCAUGUUUAAUGCCGAAUCAGGGAUAUUUAUCAGAAGCGGGUGCCAGUUUAGUUGACCAAAAAUUGAAAUUGAAUAUUGUGCCGAAGACACGUGUUGUUCGAUUAGUAUCUGAAACAUUCAAUUAUCCGCGAAUCGAUCGUCAAAAGGCCAAAUUAAAGAAAACCAUCAAAGAACAUUACCCAUCUGCUCGAUUCAAUCGAAUGAGCUUACCUCCAAAGACUGGUUCGUUUCAACUAUUUGUGAAUGGUUACAAAGAUGCUGAUUACUGGUUGCGUCGUUUUGAACAAGAGCCUCUACCGCAAAAAGUUCUUGACAGUUUUCAACUGGAAUUUGAAAAGUUAGUCGUUUUAGAUUAUAUAAUACGAAACACAGAUCGCGGCAAUGAUAAUUGGUUGAUUCGUUACGAACAACCAAAAUUGAAGAACCUAAGUCGAAGCCAGCAAUCAAAAUCAGCAUCAAUAUCGUCAUCUCAGUCGUCAUCGAAAGUACCGUUGCGAAAUCACUACAUUCAUCCGAUUACCGUGGAUGAUCAAAUGCAUGAUCUACCAUUAGAUGAUGAUUUCAAUGGUGGUAUGUCAUCAGGCAGCAAUAAAUCAUCGGAUAGUGCAAUUAGUGUACAUUCAAAUAACGAACUGACAACGGGUGCAUCAUCGAGUGGCAUCGCUCAAAUGUCCGAUGAUCAAAAAAUACAAAAUUUCAUGGAAAAUGAUUGGCACAUGGUUCAAUUGCCCAAACUUGAAAUUGCGGCCAUUGACAAUGGAUUGGCCUUUCCAUUCAAACAUCCCGACUCAUGGCGCGCAUAUCCGUAUCAUUGGGCUUGGUUGUCACAAGCAAAGAUUCCAUUCUCAAACGCCAUAAAAAAUCAUGUGCUCCCAUUGUUAUCCGACAUGAAUUUCGUUGAAGAAUUGUGCAGUGAUUUGUAUGAAUUGUUUAAACAGGACAAGGGUUUCGAUAAGCGUUUAUUUGAACGACAAAUGGCUGUGAUGCGCGGACAAAUUUUGAAUUUAACACAAGCACUCAAAGAUAAUAAAAGUCCGGUACAAUUGGUCCAAAUGCCAGCAGUGAUUGUUGAAAGAUCGCGAACAUCUUCCAGUCGAUUUUCAUCGUUUACACAACGGUUCCAAAGUAAAAGUCCGUUUUUCUCAUGGUGUUGAGGAAACACAUCGAUUCAUCAAUGAAAACCAUCAUCAUCAACAUCAUCUCGCUGGCAUAUUUUUCUACAAUAAACAUAUUUCAGUGUUGUUGAAUCACCAAUCUUUGAUUCGCCAAAAUAUAUUCAAAACAUCACCGAUAUUUGGACGAUGGAAACAGUUAUCAACUAUUUUUGUUUUUCGUUUUGUUCGAUACACCAUUCUACUAUAUUUUCUAUAAAACCAGUGUUUUUGUCACCACUUCGUUUUUGUUGUGUAAAAAUCCCACUUCUAUUUCAUAACCUUUAGCAAAGACAUUGGGCUUCUAGCAUUAAAUAAAACUUAAUUUUUCCUUGCUUUGCUCAACAAAUCAAAAAGAUUAAACAAAAUAUGCUCUCAGAUUGGGAAUAAACUAAUUCAAAUAAUUUAUGUAAAUAUUGAA
This is a messenger RNA of Contarinia nasturtii (swede midge), 2813 nucleotides long. RefSeq names its product phosphatidylinositol 4-kinase type 2-alpha (gene Pi4KIIalpha). The transcript is spliced from 6 exons. NCBI's taxonomy places the organism in Eukaryota, Metazoa, Arthropoda, Insecta, Diptera, Cecidomyiidae. The coding region runs from base 413 to 2395 and encodes 660 amino acids. Gene Ontology annotation, molecular function: 1-phosphatidylinositol 4-kinase activity. The record is from RefSeq and is a predicted model, not a curated record. Gene Ontology annotation, cellular component: lysosomal membrane; endosome; plasma membrane. Gene Ontology annotation, biological process: phosphatidylinositol phosphate biosynthetic process; endosome organization; Golgi organization.